AUGAAUUAUCAAAAUCAAGUCCCUGAUUCAUAUUUAAAUCAAGUUAAAGUAAUAUUGCCUGAACAGCAAUACCAAAAUGAUGCACCAGUUCCACCUCCACAAGAAAUGCCUCAAGUUCCAUAUAGUUAUUUUUAUAUUCCUCCUCAAAUUCAACAAGAUGAAGUAUUUUAUUUCGAAAGACCUAGAAAAGAAUUAGAUCUUAAACUAUUUGAAUCCAUUGAUCCUCAAAAAAUUGUACAAACAGGUGAUAUUCAAUCAGUCGAAUUUUAUUUAAAAACCAUUCUCAACUCCAAAGUUACAGGGAGAAACAAGCAACUUGGAACAAAGUCAAUGAGCAAUGCUUUUACAAUAAUGCAAUUAGGAGCACAAUAUUUAACCAAAUUACGAGCAAAUAGAUAUUUACCAUUUGGUGCUUCACCAACAGCAAAUGGAGACGCGUAUUUAAUGAAUUUAAACGAGCAGCUAAUCACAAAUGCAAAUUAUCAAAUUUCAGAAUUAUCCGAGAUUAUGAAUCAACUAGAAUUCCAAGUCACUCGUCUACAAACAGAUAUUACAAAACUCAGAAAUAAAAAGAGGAAACUACAAGAUGUCGUUGAAAAAGCUGAAUUAUUGAAAACAAAAAGGAAACUGCAGAGAAAGAAGAAAGAACAUGAACAAAAGAAGAAGAAAUCUUUAAGACGAGAUGAAUUAAGUGAAGGGCAAGUACCUCCAUCAGAAAUCAAUAAUUUCAACACAAUUCAAGUUAAAGUAGGUUCUCUCAAAUUCCCACAAAUAGAAAGUUACGAAUUUUAA
Molecule: messenger RNA, 792 nt
Organism: Trichomonas vaginalis G3
Lineage: Eukaryota; Parabasalia; Trichomonadida; Trichomonadidae
Exons: 1
Coding region: 1-792 (263 amino acids)
Source: RefSeq, a predicted model, not a curated record